This is a messenger RNA of Drosophila takahashii, 3196 nucleotides long. RefSeq names its product protein RUFY3. NCBI's taxonomy places the organism in Eukaryota, Metazoa, Arthropoda, Insecta, Diptera, Drosophilidae. Gene Ontology annotation, cellular component: cytoplasm. Gene Ontology annotation, molecular function: metal ion binding. The record is from RefSeq and is a predicted model, not a curated record.
AAAGCUCCCGAAAAGCUUGCGAGCUUCGCACACUUGACAAAUCAAUAGGAUAAAGAACUUUAUGCCCAGUCUUACUCAACGCGUACACAACAGGAUAACGGAGCAACCUCAAAGCGGCGAUAAUUUUCAGUUAUUUGGUUAAUUUCAAAAGAAAAACCCUCUUCAAGAGGUUUUCGGAAAGGAAAAACAUUUUAAGGUAAAACAAGCGGUUAAGGAAAAACCACAGCAAAGGAAACUCUGCAAUUAUUGAGCACUUAAUAUCGAUAUAUCUGUAUAUAUCUGUAUUUUUAUGGACGCCCACGUACACACACAUUGCAGUUUCUGAAGCACCAGCAAAAUGCGUGGACUUGUCGAGGAUACGAAAAAGUCCAAGUUGUCGUCGACGAACAACAACAACAUCAGCACCACUAGCAGCAACAGCAGUCGCAUAAAGUCGGUUAGUACUGUACCAGGAUCGAGUGCCAGUGGCAGCAAUUCGAAGCCUUUAAGAAGUUCGGUGAAAACGCCAACGAUGAGCAGCACGACGUCAUUGGCUGCAACAGCGGCGGCGGCCAAGAAGGCGCCUCAAACGGUUGGCAAGUCUGCAAAGUCAUCGACGGCAGCAGCAGCAACAACAACUGGAAUCGGAAGUGGAGCAGCAACAACAAGGGCCCAAGCGGCGGCGGCCAAAAGCCAAAAGGGUCAGAAUCCACCCCCACAACAAGUGCAACCCAAGCAGCAACAGCAACAGCAGCAGCAGCAACAGCCGACACAGCAGCAACCCUUAGUGUUGCAGCAACAACAGGCGAGCAACAGCAGCAACACGAUUGCCCUGCCAAAGGCAUCGCAUGCCAAUACCAGUGAGGAGCUGGCUGGCGGUGUCCAGGACACCAUUUACCUGUGCAACUUUCGGGUAUCCGUCGAUGGCGAGUGGCUGUGCCUGAAGGAGCUGCAGGACAUUGAUGUUGCCGGCGGAACAGGCAGCCAGAACGUGCAGACCAGUGAUAAACUGGCAGGAGGAGGCAAUCCGCAGACCGCUGGCUUUGGAUCCACUUACAAUUCAGGAUCCAAUUCAAGCAAGCGCAACAGCAAGCGCUUCUCCGGACUGUCCACCGGCAGUGGAUCAGGAGGCGGCGGAGGAGGAAGUGGAGGAAACGGCGCCCUGGACAUCACGGACAAUGCCCGGGAUACGGCGGAAAUAGAGCGCAGCAAUCUGGUGAAUAUUUGCAAGUUGGUGGUGAAGGAACUCCUGGAGCAAUCGCUGCGUUAUGGUCGCAUGCUGGACUCAGAUCAUCUGCCGCUGCAGCACUUCUUCAUCGUCAUCGAGCACGUUUUGGGCCAUGGGUUAAGACCCAAGAAGGGUCUUCUGGGGCCUCGCAAGGAGCUGUGGGAUCUGCUGCAGAGCGUCGAGCAUUAUUGCCCGGAGGCGCAGGACAUUACGGCGAGUGUCAGGGAUCUGCCCACCGUACGCACUCAUAUUGGACGGGCUCGAGCCUGGCUGAGGAUUGCCCUGAUGCAGAAGAAGCUAUCGGACUACCUGCAGGCGCUCAUUGAGCACCGGGAUGAUUCACUGUACGACUACUACGAGCCACAUGCCCUGAUGAUGAGCGAUGAGAUCGUUGUGAUAAUGGGCAUUCUGGUGGGCUUAAACGUAAUCGAUUGCAACCUGUGCGUCAAGGAGGAGGAUCUGGAUUCGCAGCAGGGCGUCAUUGACUUUUCGUUGUACCUGCGUUCUAGUUCGCGGAAUGCCGAUGCCGCUCCCGAGGACACGGCUCCACCUGCCCUGCUGGAUGCCACUGGGCAGGGCAACAUGAUUGCGGUGCUGGACCAGAAGAACUACAUUGAGGAGCUCAACAGGCACCUAAACGCCACUGUGGGCAAUCUUCAGGCCAAAGUAGAGUCACUUACGACCACGAAUGCCUUGAUGAAGGAGGACUUGGCCAUUGCACGGAAUAGUUUGUUGGCCCUACAAGCCGAAAACCAAGCCAUGAGGCAGUCCACUCCAGCGGCGGAUAAUAGUUCUACUGGUUCUGGAGGUUCCUCCUCCGAAAAGGAUAAGGAAAAAGCCUCGGAAGAACUAAUUGAAGAGCGUCGCAAGACCAGCGAACUGGAAAAGGAGCUAAAACUACAGGUGUCCCUCAAGGCGGAGUCCGACAUGGCCAUGAAGCUGCUGGAGAAGGACAUUCACGAGAAGCAGGACACGAUAAUCUCGCUGCGUCGCCAACUGGACGACAUCAAGCAGAUCAACCUGGAGAUGUAUCGCAAGCUGCAGGACUGCAAGGCCUCUUUAACGCACAAAACCGAGUUGAUGACCAAGUUGGAGGUCCAGAAGGAGGACAUGGCCAGUACCAUCGAUCAGCUGGAGAAGAAAUGGACCCAUGACAAGAGCAAUCUGGGUGAGAUUCUGAAGACCACGUCACAAACGCUGACCACGCAGGUCACUGCCAGCGAAGAGCGGGCUGCCCGAGCGGAGGCGGAGUCAAGGAUCGAACGCGAGUGGCGAAUCUCCUUGCAGGAGAAGGAGCUAAAGCUGAAGGAGAAAAUAUCCAACCUGCAGGACUGCCUCAAGGAGCUGGCCGAGGAGAAGGAGAGGAACGGCAGGCUCAAGGCGGAUCUGGACAAGGUGCGAACGCAAUGGUCAGAGGCACAAACCACGCUGGAGGAGCUCGGCAUCCAGCUGAGCGUGAGUAAGCUGAAGGUGUCGGAGAUGCAGGAUCAGGAGCGUCGUCAGCGGCAGCUGCUCUCCGGCUCAGCCCAGUCUCUACAGGCCAUGCCGGAGGCUCUUGGGAGUCCCGGGAUCUGGGCACCCGAUUCCAUUGCCACCCACUGCACCGCCUGCGAGCGGGAGUUCAAUAUUACCCGGCGGAAACACCACUGCCGCAGCUGCGGUGAGAUCUUCUGCAAGGCCUGCUCGGAGCACACGCUGCCCCUCCUCAAUGCCCAGGGUCAGCCGGGGAAACCAGUUCGCGUGUGCGACAACUGCUACGCAGCUAAAUGAUAAAUGAUAAGGAAUUGUGUGUGCUAGACAUGCCUGUAUGUUUGACUAGGAAUCUUUAGGGGCGGAGUAUGAACUUUGGACAGUUCUUGAAAUUUGUUACUACCUUUGUGUUGAAAAGUUUUAUUAAAUGGUGAUAAUUGUUCUCCUAUCUUACCUAAAAAAGUAAGAUAAACUAGAUAAAAAUUUAAUUAUUCCUAAUUUUCUUGGAACUGUUCAAUA